ACUAGGAGGUGUGCAUGCCUGCUUUCUAAAACCUCACCAGAACUUUUGAAAAAAAAAAAUGGUUUAAAGUAACUAACUUCGGCCAGUGAAAUGGGAUGUAGCAGCUUCUCUGAAGUAUCUCAGCUGGGAAGCUCUUGGUUGUUGUGUAGAGUGUGGUAUUACACUGGAGGGAGCUUGGCCAGCCUUCCUAGCAUGUCACUGUGAAAGUUUGGAGUUUCGGGGGAGGGUGCAGUGCACAAAGUAUAUUCACAUCUGCUCCAGGAAUCUCAGCAGCAGAGCAAGGCAAUCCCGAACUAAGGAAAGGCUUCAUGUCAUUGGCUCUCUGCAGACCUGGAAAUGAAAUUUUGUCCUCAGUCAGAGAUGGUGAUCAGAUGGGAUUUCUGUGUGCUCCUCUCAAUGGUUUUGCUCGCCACCCAGGCUUUCCCACAGACAAAUAUUAAAAUCAGUCAAGGUUUUCCUGUGGCUGAAGGUAAGCUGUAAACUAAAUGAGAUGAAAAAUCAAAAGGACUACAUUAGAGGAAAUAGAAGAAAAAUUAACAUCCCUUUCCCCCAAAAUGUGCUCAUCCUUUGAUCCUGACAACACUAACUGCAUGUACAAGAAGUAAGAGAGAACGCACACUUGCUGGCAUCUAGUGCCAGCAGAGUUCCAGGAAUGAUUUCCAUAGCAGAAGCUAUGCCAGAGCCAAUUCAAUCCUACUCCUGCCCACUGUUUUGGACAGAAUAUGAAGGGUACUGUUACAGAUACUUUCCCCUCAAUAAAACAUGGGCUGAAGCCGAUCUCUAUUGUGCGGAAUUUUCCAUUGGCAUAAAAUCAGCCAAAUUAGCAUCGAUUCACAGCUGGGAAGAGAAUGUCUUUGUAUAUGACCUAGUAAACAGCCGAGUGCCUGGAAUACCCACCGAUAUCUGGAUGGGACUUCAUGACCUAAGACAGGAAGGCCACUUUGAAUGGACAGAUGGUUCUUCCUAUGACUAUAACUACUGGGAUGGCAACCAGCCAGAUGAUGGGAUCCACUCUAUUCCAGAGGAGGAGGACUGUGUACAGAUCUGGUACAGAUAUAACAGUGCUUUACGAUCAUGGAAUGACAACAGCUGCAACAGAGAAUUCCCAUUUGUCUGCAAGAUUCCAUCACUGGCAAUUGAUUAAUUCGCUCCCACAAUAACAAACAGCAGCAGUCAACCUACUAAACUACUGGAAUAAAGUCAAUCUGACCAAAGACAUAUUUUAUAUCAGAGACAAUUUUAGUGGCUCAAAUCACUAGUUAUAUGUCUGAUGCCAAUUACUCCACAUAGAAAAUACCUUACCUGUCUCUUGCUUUUGUCCAUGCUAUGGCUGACCAAAGAGCAUUGGUGAAUAGUCAAGUCAGUACAUUUUCCAUGGUCUAGGAACAAUUUCAGUGUCGUGUCUCCAUCCAGACUCUGUGACUGAAAAGAAUGUUGUAACCUAUAUGUAUAAUUAAAGAGGUGAAAAGGUUCACAACAGUGAGAAAGUCUGAUUUUAUGUCCCAUUUUAUGCGUCCUCAUUCCCAUAAAAUGAAUCCUACUGCCCUCAGUGGGAGUUUUGUGUGACAAAGGACUGCCUAACUGGUCCUAGGAUUUGGAAAUCUCCCUAGCAUUCUAAGGAGCAGGACAAUAACCCUUUUGCAGUGACAAACUAGAGUUCAUUACUACAGAAGACACAUUCUGCAUCAUUUCUGAACUUCGAUGUCAGAAUGAAGUGAAACUAACAGCCUGAAUCAGAUCUCACUUAUAUUGGAUGAUUUCAAUUGAAUUACUAUUCAUAACUUAUAUCAGUGUGAGCUCAGAAUAAGAUGAUAACAAAUCUUUACAGUUAUUGUACAAAUAAAGCAGCUUUGGAUAAAUAUUGAAGUCUAUGCUCAGGUCAUAGUCACUCUUUAUUCAGACCAAAUGUGGUAGGAGUUAUACCUGAGUAAAAGCUAAGUAAGGACCUCUAGAUAUGAGCCCAUAUUUAGAUUUUAAAUGUAUCAACCUGUCACAUAACAAGAAAUCAAUUAUUUUACUACAAACACUCAAACUGUAAUCAUCAAGUAAUGGAUGACUGUACUAAAUAAUUUAGCCUGUGGGAAUUAAGUGGGACUGUCAUUUUCUGCUAAGUUAUGCAAAAUACCAUGUGUUGCUAACAUUG
Molecule: messenger RNA, 2143 nt
Organism: Dermochelys coriacea (leatherback sea turtle)
Lineage: Eukaryota; Metazoa; Chordata; Testudines; Dermochelyidae
Gene: CLEC19A
Product: C-type lectin domain containing 19A
Exons: 6
Coding region: 653-1144 (163 amino acids)
Molecular function (GO): signaling receptor activity
Source: RefSeq, a predicted model, not a curated record